Molecule: messenger RNA, 567 nt
Organism: Lottia gigantea (owl limpet)
Lineage: Eukaryota; Metazoa; Mollusca; Gastropoda; Lottiidae
Exons: 3
Source: RefSeq, a predicted model, not a curated record
GUAGUAGUAGAAACGUUGUUAAAGUUAAAGGAAGGUGUAGUAUUAGAAACGUUGUUAAAGUUAAAGGAAGGUGUAGUAUUAGAAACGUUGUUAAAGUUAAAGGAAGGUGUAGUAUUUGAAACGUUGUUAAAGUUAAAUGAAGGUGUAGUAGUAGAAACGUUGUUGAAGUUAAAGGAAGGUGUAGUAUUUGAAACGUUGUUAAAGUUAAAGGAAGGUGUAGUAGUAGAAACGUUGUUAAAGUUAAAGGAAGGUGUAGAAUUAGAAACGUCGUUAAAGUUAAAGGAAGGUGUAGUAUAUGAAACGUCGUUAAAGUUAAAGGAAGGUGUAGUAUUAGAAACGUUGUUAAAGUUUAAGGAAGGUGUAGUAUAUGAAACGUUGUUAAAGUUAAAGGAAGGUGUAGUAUUAGAAACGUUGUUAAAGUUAAAGGAAGGUGUAGUAUUAGAAACGUUGUUAAAGUUAAAGGAAGGUGUAGUAGUAGAGACGUUGUUAAAGUUAAAGGAAGGUGUAGUAGUAGAAACGUUGUUAAAGUUAAAGGAAGGUGUAGUAUUAGAAACGUUGUUAAAGUAA